Phlebotomus argentipes is the source of this 5153-nucleotide messenger RNA. It is a transcript of the gene Pvr, whose product is annotated as vascular endothelial growth factor receptor 1. The transcript has 12 exons. Gene Ontology annotation, cellular component: signaling receptor complex. NCBI's taxonomy places the organism in Eukaryota, Metazoa, Arthropoda, Insecta, Diptera, Psychodidae. The record is from RefSeq and is a predicted model, not a curated record. Gene Ontology annotation, molecular function: ATP binding; transmembrane receptor protein tyrosine kinase activity. The coding region runs from base 508 to 4857 and encodes 1449 amino acids. Gene Ontology annotation, biological process: positive regulation of kinase activity; multicellular organism development; protein phosphorylation.
GAGCCGAGCAUUCGACCACCGGUUCGCCAAGAGCCGCCGCCACUCCAUUCAUUCAGUCGAGGUCCAACACGUUCGCGAGUUGCCACGAUAUUCAAAUCCAGAGGCCCGUCGUCGGUUCUCAGUCAAAGUUUUUAGUGCACACAGCAGUUGGCGUGAGUGCUUUUCCCGCCCUUGUCACGAGAGUCUCACGUGAUACAAGGCAAAUGCGAGAAGGCUGCCUUUGGCGACUUCCUCUAGUGUCUCUUUUAGACCGCAAAAUGACAUCCAGUGAUAUCUGACUAACGGUGUUCGCGAGUGAAGUGAAUUUGUAGUUUUAGCCAUUUAUCGGCGCUUAUGGCCAUCCAUGAGCCAGUUCUGAGUAUGUUUUAGUGUGGAAAAAUGAGCUGCCCAGGAAAGGAGUAACGAGACAUUGUAGAUGUGAGGAUACAUUUUUGAUGACACACACUGCUGAAUAGUGGAGAAGUGAAGUAAUUUUUCAUACGACCUCCAGCGAGCAACAAGUGAAAAAUGUGCAAAAUUUCUGUGAUAUUUACUUCAGUAGUACUCAUAACUCGGAUAUUCUUCGAGAGCCACGUCACAGCCCAACUUGUUGAUGAUGAGAACGAUUUGACCAACUUCGAACUGAGCAUUCAGUUCGAAGCGCCCCUGAUUGAGCCUCACGAUGAGGACGUGACACUGGACGUGGGCUCGAAUUACACACUGCGCUGCUCAUCCAAGUAUCCCGUCACGUGGUUCACGAUGCACGACCUGGAUCCCACCUCAUUCACCAUCACUGCACACUCAGUCCCCAUCGCCGAUCGGCCGCACGGCAGCAUCAUGAAGCUCAUCAAUGUCAAUCACAACCACGUGGGAUACUACUAUUGCCUGCGCGAGGAGACCAGGCGUCUCGUGCUGCCCGGCCAGGAGGCCGAGUUCCUCGACAAUCCCUAUCACAGCUCCAAGAUCUAUGUGUUUGUCGACGAUCCCGAGUCACUCAUGGUGCCCAUCUUGAAUCCCGUGGCGUCGGCCGUUCAGUACCAAGAGGUCACAAUUCCCUGCAAGCCCACAUCGAAGAAUGUCCAGGUUGAGCUGGUGAAAGCCGAAGAUGAGUCACAACAGCCUGAGGCGUCUUUUGACCCAAAGAACGGAUUCACAAUCCAAAUCAACCACCUCACCGACGGGGGUGUGUACAAGUGCGUGGCCAGCAUGGCCAACAAGGACUCGGCCAGCGAAGAGCACUUGUAUCAUAUCGAGGUGUUCUCGAAUUCCGCCACGGAGUUUGUCAGUAAGCCCAGAAUCACAUCUCACACGGGAGAUCAUGCCACUCAAGGAGGCAAAUUGGAGCUCAAUUGCACGGUGGAUAUGCGAGUUGGAGUCGCAUUCACCAUGGAAUGGGAUCUGCCUAACGACAAUGUCGCCAAGGAGGAGAAUCGAGUGGUGAUUGAGGGACCAACGAAGGAAUUCAGUCCGUCAGACAACACCAUGCAAAUUGGCCGGUCGAAGCUUAUCAUCAACAACAUGGACAAGGCGAAGGAUCAAGGAUUGUACAUCUGCAAAGUCACAGAUCACUCCAGCAAGUCCAAUUCGAAUAACAAGAGAAUCACGAUUCUCGAUCCCAAUCAAGGAUUCAUAAACAUGAGUGAACCAAGCGGUCGAUACACCAUCAAGACCAACUCCAACAGACCAUCAGUGCAGUGGAUCAUCCACUACACCGGCUACCCGCGGCCCAUCUACCUCGCGUGGUACGACAAUCAGGGCAAGGAGAUUCCCUCCUGGGGAGACGUUGAGGACAAGUACACCGUGACGAUCAGGGACAACGAGUGCAUCUUCCGCAUCAAGAGGAUCGAGCUGAAGGACUCCGGAGAGUACAUGCUGAAGGCCUACAACACAAUGGUGGAUCGCAACAUCACAGUGAAGCUGAUUGUGGAGGAGAAGCCAACGGUGAAUGUGAAAGAUGUCUAUGUGAUGCGAAAUGAUGAGGCUCUGGUCACAUGUGACUGCGCUGGCUAUCCACCGUCGGAGAUCGAGUGGACUUACACGCCCUGCAUCAUCGCUCCGAAGUGGCCGACGUGUGACAAAGCGGAUGCCAUCACUUUCGGCGACAACCAGGUGAAAACCACGUCAUCUUCAUCCCUCUUUCAGCAGUCUCAGCUGAGAUUCACCCCAACGCAGCCCGGCAAGAUCACGUGCAGGGCGAAGAACAUCAAGGGUGAGGACUCUGUGUCUGCUGAGGUGCUGGUGGGAGAUCUGGAGGAGUCGCUAGCCAUCUGGGGCGUUGACGAUAAGUACCCGGUGUCGGUUGGCGACGAGUGCAGCAUUCACUGCGGAGCACUCGUGUACAAUUUCACGGGGCCUUUGCACUGGUAUCGAGGCGAUUUGCCUGUGGAGUCGACCAGUGACAUCACCAUCACUGACUCACACACUGACUACUCCUACCGGAGCACCAUCACGUGGAAGAGCAUCUCGGAGAGUGACUCAGGCACGUACGAGUGCCGCGGCACGCUGCUCAAUGAGGAUCACCAGGAGAGCAAGUACAUCGAUGUCAGGGCGUAUGAUCCCAUCGCACCUCAGCUGCAGCAGACUUCCAUGGAGGGAUCAGAGAUGAUGAGGAAUCUCGGGGAGUUCCUCACGCUGGACUGCUUCUUUGCCGGACUGCCGAAGCCCAGAGUUCAGUGGUACAAGGAUGAUCAACUGAUUGUCUACAAGCCCGGCACCAAUUCCACCAUUGAGCUGUACAACGACAACACGACUCUGCACAUCAAGUACAUCAAGCCUGAGGAUCAAGGAGUGUACAAGUGCGAGGGAAGGAACAAGCUGGGAUCGGAUUCGCAGGAGAUCUCAGUGAAGAUCUCCGACAUGCCGGGCCUGAACAAGGGAUGGUUCAUUGGCAUCGGAGCACUGCUGCUCAUCCUCUUCAUCUCUCUGGUCAUCCUCUGCGUGCGGAUGCGUCGCACACGGCGUCUUCUGCAUGAGAUGAAAGAAGCGGGCCUGGCGAACUUCGAGGAGGGCAGUCCGGAGCAGAUAAAUCCAGCACUGGCGCUCGAUGAGCAAGCCGAUCUCCUGCCGUACGACAAGCACUUCGAGUUCCCACGCGAGAAACUCAAGCUAGGCAAGCAAUUGGGCGCCGGAGCCUUCGGAGUGGUGGUCAAGGGUGUGGCCCAAGGCAUCCUGCCGUACGAAGACGAGACGACAGUGGCGGUGAAGAUGGUGAAGAAGAACACAGACAACGAGGUCAUGAGAGCACUCAUUUCCGAACUCAAGAUCAUGGUUCAUCUUGGCCAACAUCUAAAUGUUGUGAAUCUCUUGGGCGCCGUGACGAAGAACAUUGCAAAAAGAGAAGUAAUGGUGAUUGUGGAGUACUGUCGCUUCGGCAACGUGCAGAACUUCCUUCUGAAGCAUCGAGACUAUUUUAUCAACCAAAUCAACCAGGAAACAGAUGAAAUUGACCCCACCAUUCUCACGCCCGAGCAGAGAUGGUCACACGAUAGCGGGUAUGAGUAUAAUAGCCAGGGAUUAAAAUAUCUUAAACUGUCCUUUUCCAAUAACCACGUCAACAACAAUAGUAAGGGUGAGGAACGGAGGGUGCCAUCCAUGAUGUCGAAGAAGGGCGAUGGGCCGGCGUCGCACAUCAACUCCAAGGGAUACCUGAGGCACUCCGGCAUGGACACGUUCAUCGGCGGAAUGGACAGUUGCAACACAGAAGCCACGCUGAUAUCGGCCUAUGCCGAAGGCGGCGAGGACAACAUGGUUCUCUCGAACAACUCCGUGCAGCCCGUGUGGCGAUCGAACUACCGCAUGGACUACAAGGGUCCCGCCAGGACCGUCACAACGUCCGAUCUGGUUUGCUGGGGCUUCCAGGUGGCGCGAGGCAUGGACUAUCUGGCGUCGCGGAAUAUCCUGCACGGGGAUUUGGCGGCCAGGAAUAUUCUCCUGUGCGACGACAACGUGGUGAAGAUCUGCGACUUUGGUCUGGCCAGGAGCAUGUACAAGAGCAACAACUACAAGAAGCAGGGCAAGGCGCCGCUGCCCUUCAAGUGGCUCGCCCUGGAGUCCAUCAGUGAUCAGGUGUUCAGCACAUACUCAGACAUUUGGUCGUUUGGCAUAGUGCUGUGGGAGUUCUUCUCCCUGGCCAAGGUUCCCUAUCCGGGCAUGGAUGCCGACCAGACGCUGUACUUGAAGCUGCGGGAUGGCUACCGAAUGGACAAGCCACUGUGUGCCAACCAGGAAAUCUAUGACGUGAUGCUCCAGUGCUGGUGCGCCAAUCCAGAAAGUCGCCCCCUGUUUUCGGAUCUCGAGACAAGACUGAGCAACAUGCUGCAGGAGAGCGUUCGGAGCCACUAUGUGGAUCUGAACGAGCCCUACCUGCAGAUGAACAGCGAAUACCUUCGGACUGGUCAGAAGGACUACUUGGCGAUGCUGGGACCGCCAGACAAGGCCGCUCCGCCCGUGCCGACCUACGUCAAUCGCGACGUGAUGUACGAGGCGCCGCCGCCACCAGACUCCUCGUCCGCCAGCUAUCUGCAGAUGAGCCCCAAGAGCGGCAGUGUGGCCUUCAGUGCGCGCCCCAGCACUUCCAAGCACUCGCCGACACUGGCGAACAACCUCAACACCUCUAGUCCCUCCACCCAGAAGAACCGCAAGAAGCCCGGCCUGCCCGAGGAGAUCCCAAUGCUGCUGAAGAGCACCAGCGCCGUGAGCUCGGACUCUGAGCCAGAGCUGAGCCCCAAGCCGGCGCCGCGCACCUCCAUCGACACGAAGGACAACUACGUCAACGUGCCAUCCACCGUCAUCAACAUGCACAGCGCAUUCCCGCGCGACGCCUUCAGCAAUCCCACGUACGUGGGCGCUAGUCCCAUGGGCAGAGUGGCCCAGCCCUGAACAUCUCCCCAAAGCAUCACUCCACAUUGUCCGCUUCUCCGCCACGGAGCGCCCCCCAAAUGCUUCAGACGCCCUGCCGUCCGGCAGGCCGCGAUGACAACCUUCUCGAGCAUCGCAGGGACCAUCGAGUCGCCCCGUCGCCAGUGUCCGGGAGUCCAGCAGCUGCCCGGGCAGCAGCGAUGGGCCACGAUUCUGCGUCGCAGAGAAAUUAAUGAUUAUUUUUUAUAAUUAUCACCAUUAAUUUGUAAGCAUAUCUAGGCCAUAAGCGUAUAAUAUAGAAGAGAAAACGUACUUUA